AGUCACACGCGCACAGUCCGACGAUCCCAGUUCUCGAGGACUCCAAGGCGUAGGAAACUACUUAAAAAAAAUUCCCCAGGAAAUCACAUGGAGGUGCCGAUGUACUCACAUGACAACCUGAACUAUGGAAGGGGGGAUAAAUGAAGGAUCAGUGCCUUCAUAUUACCGGGAAGUGCAUCAAGCCCUCUGCAGCAGGGCAGAUGAACGAGUGCAGACAGAUGUGUUCCACAGACUCCUCAGCAGGACUCAGCUCUCCCUAGAUUUGCAGAACCAGAUAACGGAGCAUGUAGAUGAUGGUAAUGGUUUCCUAAGUAAGGUGUCCCUCUAUAAAGCCUUGGCUCUAAUUGCUCUUGCUCAACAAGGGAAGCAACCGAGUCCCAAACUCUUGGAAAACUGCAUACAAGAGUUCCCUAAGCCCCAUCUGGGAGAGCCAAAAGAACUGCAGAGCCUGAAGCUACAGGUGGCUCAGGAGAACCCUCUUCUCAUCUCUUUGACUUUGCCUAACCUGCUGGGCAAGGACUCUAUAGAGGUGGAGCUCAUCCCUGAGAAGAAAGGCCUGUUUCUCAAACAUGUGGAGUAUCAGGUCACCAGCGAGCGCUUCAAAAUUUCCGUGUACCGGCGUUACAGUGACUUUGAUGUCUUCCAUGAACUGCUGCUACAGAGAUAUGCCUACAGAAUGGUUCCUGCCUUACCACCCAAAAGGGUUCUCAAAGGAGUCCUGACUUCUGUGUCAGAGCGAGAGUUCAUCGAGGGACGCCGGCGUGGUUUGGGCAGGUUCCUGAACCUCGUGGCAAGGCAUCCAUUCUUCUCUGAGGAUGAGCUUGUGAAGACGUUCCUCACUUUCAAUGGCUCGGACGUCCAAACAAAGCUGCGUGAUGCUUUCAGGAAAAUGGGAGAUGAGUUUAUGACAUGCAGACACGCAACCCAAGCCAAGGACUACCUCCCUGUGGACAUUCAGUCUCUGUUUUCUGCAAGCAGAGAGCUGAUCAGAAAUAUCCACACGAGCUUCCAGAAGUUUCGCGACCGGGCGGAGAGAAUGGCUGAGCGCUCCAAGGAGAAUGCCACAGAUCUGCUGAUGUUGGGGAAGGAGCUUGGUGCCCUAGGUUCCGACCCCUUACCUGUACCGUCUUUGGAUUGCUCCAGUAACAUGUGGGGAGACCUGAGGCACUCGCUCCAUAGCCUAUCCUCUGAGUUCUCCCUGCUGGCUGACAAAGCUGCCCGAAAGGGGAGAAGAGAAGAGGAUGAUGUGGUGGAGCAACUGAAUCUCUUCCUGGACUUGCUGCAAUCGUACAAGGACCUGUGUGAACGGCACGAGAAGGGUGUCCUGCAUGAACACCAGAGGGCUCUGCAGAAGUACACCGUGAUGAAGAGGCAGAUGAUGAGUGCCGCCGUGCAGCCUAAAGAACAGGUGGAGCAGCUGGAGUCCCGCAUCGUCCAGCAGGAGAAUGCCAUCCAGACGAUGGAGUUGCGCAACUACUUCUCCCUGUUUUGCGCACACCAGGAGAGCCAGCUGGUGUUCACCUACCUGCCCAUCACCUCCCACAUCCUGGGGGCCUUCAUUAGCUCCCACGUGCAGGGCCACCGAGAGAUGGGCCAGGUGUGGGCCAGCCUUCAUUCUAAGAUGAGUGGCCUCUUCCCCAGCAGUAAUGGCCUCCAGUCUCCUCCCCUCAGUCCAAAAUAGGCAUCUUGCCUAGAGGUGGGUGAAGUGGUGAAUUGAGCCAUUCUCCCACUUCCUGAACCUCGAUGAACAACUUCCUUUCUUUUCCUGUACCCUACAAAAAACACUACUAUGCAUUUCAUAUAGAUCAAUGGGAACCUAAGGCUUCUCUGUCGCUUGUUGUGUGUUUGUAUGCAUAAGGCAUGGUGCAUGUAUGAAGAGGGCUUUCAGUUCUGUGCUAUCAGUACUUUAUGCUGUGCUUGAUGGCAGACAGACAUCAGCAUAAUUCUGGGGAGAACUGUAUUCACUCUAAUGCAGAUUAGAUUAAAUAACAUUUUGGCUUUGGCCACUGCAUUGAGCCCUGCAUACUAAAUAUGUUGCUGCAAAGCCAAGAAUGCUGAGCACACAUGUAAUAGGAAUUACAUUUCGUAUUGUAGAACAUUGUCCUGAAUAUUUUUUGUAACAUUUGUAUUGUUAUAGGUGCAAUACUGCUGAGAAAUACUCUGAUUAAAUAUAUAUUCAUACUUGCAGCCACAUGAUGGCUGUGUUGCACAGAAUAUGGAGUAUAUGGAGUCCAUAAUUCUAAGAGAUUUGUAAGAAAUAGCACACGAUGACAAGAUUACUACUUUAGAUCUUACUUUAUAUAACUGGUUAGACCAGAGCUGCAGUUUAUUGUUAAUUUAGUCUAUGACCAGAAGAGAUUUUUUUAACAGCUAAAAUAAUGCUAAUUAGUUUUAUUCAAGACAUGUUGGUUACUUAUUCUUCUAACGUGUCAAAUUGUGAAGUAUCUGUAGCUGCCAACCUCCAAACCGGGGGUAUGGGCCCCUACUCCAAUAAGCACAAUAAUGUGAGCAACAGCAAAAGUAUAAACAUUUUUAGAGGAACUGGCACAACCAAAGAAUUGUUCUCACCUUUUGUUAAAUCACCAAGGCAUGUCUAAAUAGUUUUGCUUAGGACUGAUUACAUCUCAGGUUGAAAUAUUAAGGAAAACUAGACUAAAAUCAUUAAUAGUAUUAAAUGUUGUAAAUGUGUUUAUAAUAAAUUGUAGUUCAUGAGCCUACAUAGCUUAUUAAAACAGGAGAAAAAAGAUUUAUCGCCUGUGUACUCUUCUCAGACCAUUUGUGCCACUCUUAUGCCCUAUAAUAGUGUCUUGAUUCUUCCUUUGAAUAGCAUUAACAACAUAUUACUCAUCAUUCUGGAUUCAGUAUCUAUUUGCUUUAUAGCUCUUUAUUUUACAGGAAUUUUUUUUUUUUUAAUAAUUCUUAAAAUAGACUACAUGGUAUAUUUUCUGUCACUUGAUGGCUCUCCAGUGCCAGUUUGCCCUCUGGUGGCGUUAUGAGCAAAUUACAGAAGUUCAAUUUCUUGUUGAAUGCAUAGUGUGGGAAUCCCUGAGAAGUACUCACAUCAAUGAGGUGGCUGCCCUUUUGUUUGUACACCUUCAUUAUAUGUAUUUUUUUGGCUAAAGAACAAUAAAGCAAGAUAAUGCCAGAA
Electrophorus electricus (electric eel) is the source of this 3148-nucleotide messenger RNA. RefSeq names its product sorting nexin 8a (gene snx8a). Gene Ontology annotation, cellular component: early endosome membrane. Lineage: Eukaryota; Metazoa; Chordata; Actinopteri; Gymnotiformes; Gymnotidae. The record is from RefSeq and is a predicted model, not a curated record. Gene Ontology annotation, biological process: early endosome to Golgi transport; intracellular protein transport. Gene Ontology annotation, molecular function: phosphatidylinositol binding.